Lottia gigantea (owl limpet) is the source of this 816-nucleotide messenger RNA. RefSeq lists its product as hypothetical. Gene Ontology annotation, biological process: regulation of transcription by RNA polymerase II. NCBI's taxonomy places the organism in Eukaryota, Metazoa, Mollusca, Gastropoda, Lottiidae. The annotation marks the transcript as partial. Gene Ontology annotation, molecular function: RNA polymerase II cis-regulatory region sequence-specific DNA binding; DNA-binding transcription factor activity. The record is from RefSeq and is a predicted model, not a curated record. The transcript is spliced from 2 exons.
GUUCGUAUUUAUGUAUGUGGAAACUGCAAGUCAACCUUUUUCCAAGAAAGUGAUUUGGCUCAACAUAUGACAAGCCAUCAACAAUAUAGAUGCAAUAUAUGCUAUGAUCGACCUUUCAGUUGUGAUGAAUGUGGCAAAAGUUACGUAACCAAAGGCGUAUUGGGGCAACACAAGAUGACCCACAGAGGCCACAAACCUCAUAUUUGUGAGAUCUGUAAUAGAGGAUUUUACAACAAAGGUCAUCUCAACAAACAUCUUCUAAUCCAUAAAGGAGAGCGCCCAUUCCCUUGCAGUUUGUGCAACAAGAAAUUCAGAGCCAAGGGAGAUCGGGAAUCCCAUAUGGUGACCCAUACUAAAGUCAGAAAUUAUGAAUGUACCGAUUGUGGCAAGACAUUUCUACAGAGCAGUCACAGAGCUCAACAUUGGCGCCUACAUCACUCUGGAGAAGAGGCCAGAAUUUAUCAAUGUGACCAGUGUGAGAAGUCUUUCCGAAACCCUGGUAAUUUGAUUCAACACAAAAUGUUCCAUAAAGGUGUUCGAGCACAUAAAUGUACAGAAUGUGACAAAGCCUUUGUUAUGCGUUAUGACUUGAAGAAACAUAUGAGAACACAUACUGGAGAGAAACCAUAUGUAUGCAAUGUAUGUGAUAGAGCCUUUGCUAGAAAAGCCACCAUGGAUGUUCACGUGAAGAAAAUGCACACAGACAAGAAGAAUGCUGGUAUGUUUGUUAAGAAGCCUUAUGGUUGUGACCUCUGCCCUAAGAAGUUCCGUAAGAGGACCUUACUGGGUAAACAUAAGAAGAGGAUACAUGGUGGA